UAAGACCAGACCGUAUUGUCGAUUGCCGAGCGUACAUUCAGAUAUCUGUUGUCGUUACGGUCUACAUUAACGUUUAUGUGAAGCUUUCAUAAUACAGCUUAAGACGGCUGGUUUAGAUAAUCAAGAUAAAUGACUGUAUCAGUCCGUUUUAUUCUUAUUAGAAGUCAGUUCUACUAAUACUAGCAGACAAGGCGACCCAUAUGGACCCGACGUCCAAGUCUGGGUUGAAUCAGGUGUCAGAUGUGGUGUUUGUCAUAGAGGGAACUGCAAACCUUGGUCCGUAUUUUGAAUCACUUCGGAAGAAUUACUUACUACCGACUAUAGAGUAUUUUAAUGGAGGACCACCUGCUGAAACAGAUUUUGGAGGAGAUUAUGGUGGCACUCAAUAUGGACUUGUGGUCUUCAACACAGUGGAUUGUGCUCCAGAAUCUUACGUCCAGUGCCAUGCUCCCACCAGCUCCGCUUUUGAGUUUGUCUCUUGGAUUGACAGCAUUCAAUUCAUGGGAGGCGGAGCAGAGAGCUGCAGUCUCAUAGCUGAGGGUCUUUCCGUGGCCCUGCAGCUCUUUGACGACUUCAAAAAGAUGAGGGAGCAAAUUGGUCAGACCCACAAGGUUUGCGUGUUGCUGUGUAAUUCUCCUCCGUACUUACUACCGGCUGUGGAGAGCGUCAGCUAUACGGGCUGCACCGCAGACAGCCUGGUCCAGAUCAUACGUGAUCGGGGGAUCCAUUUUUCUGUAAUCGCUCCACGGAAACUUCCAGCGCUUCGAUCUCUUUUUGAAAGAGCAUCCUCUGUAGCAGGUGCACCAGAAUCCUCACACCCAGACUACAGUCAAGACCCCUUUCACAUGGUGUUAGUCAGGGGCAUUGCACUUCCUGUAGCUCCUGGAGGAGGUUCUGGUACAGUCUCCCUUAAACCUGUCUUGCCACCUCAGCCUUUACCAGUGUCCCUGUCUAUGGGCUCAGUAACCCAGACUCCUCCUCCUCCCCUUCCAUACCAGAAGGCCUCUCUAAACGCGGCCCAUGAUGCAGCACAGAAGGUGCUAGAUGCAGCCACUCAGCAGCAGAAGAGCCGAUUUCCUCAAAUGCAAAAUACUCCCUUCAGCCAAUCACUCACAUCAGGAGGUAAACCCAACCUAUCCACAGUUACCACAGUGUCACCGCCAAUGUUAACGCAGCAACAAGUUCCACCUCAGCAGCCACCGCAGCAACCACAAGUCCCACCACAAGGUCCACCUGCACCCAAUCAGCAACCUCCUCAGGCCCCUCAGCCACAGCCCACCAAUCAGAAGACGCCGCCAACAACACAGCCUAGCAUGGCAGCUCUACCUGCACCUCCAGCUGGGGCACAGCAAGGUGUUGCCAAUAAGAUUGUAGCAUGGAGUGGAGUUCUAGAAUGGCAGGAGAAGCCCAAGGCUUCCUCCAUGGACUCCAACACAAAACUUACGCGCUCCCUGCCCUGCCAGGUCCAGGUCAGCCAAGGGGAAAAUCUAAAUACAGACCAGUGGCCACAGAAGCUGAUCAUGCAGCUCAUCCCUCAGCAGCUCCUGACUACUCUGGGCCCUCUGUUCAGAAACUCUCGUAUGGUACAGUUUCUGUUUACUAAUAAAGAUAUGGAGUCUUUGAAGGGACUGUAUCGCAUCAUGACCAAUGGAUUUGCUGGUUGUGUGCACUUCCCCCACAGUGCUCCGUGUGAGGUGCGUGUGCUGAUGCUGCUGUACUCGUCUAGGAAGAGGAUCUUCAUGGGACUCAUCCCUAAUGACCAGAGCGGAUUCGUCAAUGGCAUUCGGCAGGUUAUCACUAACCACAAACAAGUGCAGCAGCAACGCUCGAUGAACAAUGCUGUUCAGAUGCAACCUGGACAGGUCCCACCCAAUCAGAACUUCCUCAACAGACCGCCGGGCCCCAUCCCCGUUACGCAUGGCAACGUGCAACAGCAGUCUGUGGUGGUGGGCUUGCCCUCCGUCAGUCAGGUCAUACUGAUGGAGGACCAGCAGAGACAAAACAACAUGCUGAGAGCAGCCAUAACAGGUAAUCAGCAGCCGCCGGUCACAGGUGCUCCGCCCAAUCAGGUGGCCCAAGCUCAAGCCCAGCCUCCUGGUGGCAUGCUGCGCCUCCCAAACCCAGGCGCAAACCCCCAACUCCGCAGUCUCCUCCUCAGCCAACAACCUCAGGGUGGGAUGCAGGGCAUGCAGGGAAUGCAUCCUAUCCAGCAGAUGGUCCAUCCUGCACCAGGAGGGGGCGCUCAGAUGCAGCCUCAGUGGAGGCAGCCUCACCAAGGUCCACUGAUGAUCCCUACAGGUCCACGGGGUCCAGUCGCACAGAAUCCUGGGAUGCCUCCGGUGUCAAGCAUUAUGGAGGAUGAAAUUCUUAUGGAUCUUAUCUAAGGACUGCUUUACCCAUCAUUCUUUGCUUCAGAGGUUUCAUUACAGAAUACAGGAGUCAUCUAAGCUCUGUUCUUUUUACUUUUUGUUAGAAGCAGGUGCAUAGGGGAAGGUUAGAGGUGUUUAGAGUGAGAUCAGGAGUUUAUUUUCAUACUCGCAUAUUCGUUGAUGCAUUUACACACAAACCUAUCACCGUAUCAUGAGAGCGGUAACUUGAUUGUACAUACAGACGGACCGAAGAGCAAGGCGUUUCAUCACUCUACACCUCUCGCCUCAAGAUUAAUCACACGAAUCCGUUUACUAUUAUAUUUUUAUGAAAGUUUUACUUUCUAUCGCUUUUACUUUUUCUUAAUUUGUCUUUUGAAAUCUAGUAUGUUGUUUUAUGAAAACGAAUAAAGUUAAUUUUCUC
Molecule: messenger RNA, 2790 nt
Organism: Sinocyclocheilus anshuiensis
Lineage: Eukaryota; Metazoa; Chordata; Actinopteri; Cypriniformes; Cyprinidae
Product: mediator of RNA polymerase II transcription subunit 25
Exons: 20
Coding region: 201-2384 (727 amino acids)
Biological process (GO): positive regulation of transcription by RNA polymerase II
Cellular component (GO): transcription regulator complex; mediator complex
Source: RefSeq, a predicted model, not a curated record